Messenger RNA from Malus domestica (apple), 718 nucleotides. NCBI's taxonomy places the organism in Eukaryota, Viridiplantae, Streptophyta, Magnoliopsida, Rosales, Rosaceae. The record is from RefSeq and is a predicted model, not a curated record.
GUGAAUGUGGCUGGUGGAUGGACUGAAGUAAACGAUGGAAUUGAUCGCGAAGACAAAGAACACAUUAAUCCUCCUGCAGAGGACCAUAAGGAGGAGAAGGGCGUUUCAGAUGGAAUUUUUCGCGGUUGGGAAAGGCUUAUCGGGUGCUCUGAAGCUGCUGAAAGAGCGAGGAAGCCUUGAAGUAAAACAUGAUACGGAUGCAGUUCGGAUGACUGAUGAAUUAGGUCGGCCUAUGACGCAAAAGGAAGCGUAUAACAGACUUUCGCACGCAUUCCACAGGAAGGGGCCUGGCAAAAGGAAGCAAGAAAAGUGCAGGAAGCAAUUCGAGAAGGAACAGAAACUGAAGCAGAUGAGUAGUUCAGACACGCCAUUACAGUCCAUGGAGACAGUGAGGGAAGCUCAAGCUCAGUUGCGAAAACCCUACCUUGUCCUCAGCGGUCACGUUCAUCCGGGUCAGACAAGCGAUCCAGCGAGCGGAUUUGCCACUGUCGAACAGUUCGAUCUUCCCAGGGGCUUGCCUCUCAUUCCCGGUGAAAGAAAGCGCAAAUCUGACCCUGAAAGUUCAGGGACACAAAAAAGCGUAACACUUGAACUUCAAGCUCUUUUGUUUCUUGUUUUAAUGAAUUUAUUUUCCCCUAUAAGAACCGUGAUUAAAUUUAACUUUCGAGAUUUAAAGAAGUUUAGAGAAAAUUUUCAAGUUCUGCUGUUGAUUGUUUGA